Messenger RNA from Knipowitschia caucasica, 2700 nucleotides. The record is from the annotation of a GenBank genome assembly. Lineage: Eukaryota; Metazoa; Chordata; Actinopteri; Gobiiformes; Gobiidae.
AUGAGUGACGAUAUUUUCAUGGUUGCAAAUCCAACUGGAAGACCAUCCAUCCUGCGUCAGACUGAGAACUUGCCCAGUCACAACGUCCCCAAGGGUGUGAAGGUUUGUUUUCAGACUCCAAGAAGAGACCCGGUCACAAAGAGAAUUGUGUCCCCUUCUAAAAUGUCCAAGAUGGCAAGUGUUGAUGAAUGCACAAAAGCAUUCCAGUCAUUACAGCUGGAUAAAAAUGAGUCCUCAAUUCAUGAAGCGAAUGACCAACUCGUACCAAAACUGGAUGGUGAAAUUCAACUUUCGAGCAGUGACUACCAAUUGGAUUUUGAAAACCUGGAUGCUGCUGACCCAUUUCAAUCGUCCAAUAAGGUUAUGCUGUCUCCGGUGAGGCCUGCCGUUGACACUCCUCCUGUUCAGGAAGAUCGUGACCAGGGCCGCUCCAGUCUCACUAAAGUAGAGCCUGCCUUGGACGACACGCUGCCUUUCACUCCAUCAGUGGAGACCUCUUUGAAUGCAACUGUGGACAUCAGUUCCACAGACAGCAGUGUGGUCUUGGUCACAAAAGCUCCAGCAAUGGAGGAACAAGAGCCAGUUCCCGAUGUGCCAUCAGAAAAACAAGAUAAAUCUGUGGAGAAUUCUCCUUUGCCCACAACAGGAUCAUACAAUUUUGAUUUUAACAACCUUGAUGCGGUGAAUCCUUUCCAGACUGGUGGCUCCAAAAUCCAGAACUCUCCCAUGUGUAAACCUUCUCCAUCAGAAAAAGAUUCAUUGGACAUGGUGCAAAAAAACCUCACAGAGGAGGUCAUAGGGCAAGAAAUGAUGAUGAGUCAACCUGAAGAAAAACCUGUAGCCACAGUUGCUCCCAUCUUUGACAACACAGAUGUGUCAAGUGAACCAGAGGCUCAGCCAGACACUUCCACAGAAAGAAACAACCCUAUCAAACUGGAGUUUAAUUUUAGUGAUGAUGCAGUAAAAGUAAAGCCUCCACCAAAAAAACUUGGUGUCAAAAGGCCAGCAAGCCAGAAGGCCAAGGUCGCAGAGCCAGUGCAGAAGGCUGAAGCACAGCAGGCAGAAGAACCUCGUGAAGAGGUCGCCACGCAGAAGGCUGAAGAGCCUUGUGAGGAAGUCUCCACAGCUAAAGGUUCAUACUCCUUUGAACUCGGAAAGCUGGAUGACCCAAACUUCAACCCUUUUGGUUCAAAGGCCAGUGUUUGUAAUUCACCGUCUCCUAAAUUUAGCAUUAAAACUAGUCCAGAGUCUGUUAAACCUGUUCAGGAAGAGCUGAUCGAGCCAGAGCCUGUGCUUUCAAUGGAGAGCAAGACUGAAGAUGUGCCUGUCGAGUCUACUACUGAAACGGCUGUCUGUGAAGGCACUCCUCCUCGGGCUGAACACAUGAAUCUUUCGGAGCCACAGUCACAAGGCAGUCUGCUAGAAGAAGAGUUUGUUCCGGGGACAACGUUCUUGGCAAAUGAUUUUGAUGGACAGAUUGACUACCUGGAGCAGUUUGGGUCAAGCAAUUUUAAAGAGUCUGCUCUGAGGAAACAGUCCUUGUACCUUAAGUUCGACCCUCUCCUCAGAGAGAGUCCUAAGAAGGGUCCUGGACCAGCUGCUGUGGUUCCUGCAUCUCGACCUGCUGCUCUGAUGCCACGUUUUGAAACGCCAAUGGAGAUGAGUCGAGGACAAAGUGAAGACUUCCAACUCUUGGAUGUUGCCACUGAACCAUGUGCCCCUGUACGAAGUGCAGCGCUGCCUUUGUCUUCAGUUUCCCAGGAAACAAACACUGAAGAAGCCAUCAUUGAAGUUCUAAAGUACAGCCAGAAGGACAUGGAUGCAGCCAUGGCCAGGGUCCAAGCAGAGACGGAGGAAAAGGAAAGACAGUGGGGCGCCAAGUACAACAAGUUACAUGACGAUGGACAAGAAAUGCGGAAAAUCUUAGCGGAAUACGAACUCUUGACUGCCAAAAUAAUGGCUGACCAGGAGAAGGAGAAGGAGCUGGCACAAGCAAAGAUAAAAGAGGCUCUGGCAGAGAAGGAUCAAGUGUCCAGCGACCUGAAUGCAAUGGAAAGAUCCUUCUCCGACCUUUUCAAGAGGCUGGAGAAGUACAAGACUGUCAUCGAGGGCUACAAGAAGAACGAGGAGACGCUCAAGUCCUGCGCUCAAGAUUAUCUGGCCAGAAUCAAGAAGGAGGAACAGCGCUACCAGACGCUCAAGGUGCACGCGGAGGAGAAAAUCGGACAAGCGAAUGGGGAAAUCGCAGAGGUGCGCUCAAAGUUUAAGUCGGAGCUGUCGGUACUUCAGGCUCAGCUGCGGCGAGAACAGCUGAAAGUGCAGUCGCUGGAGCGGACUCUGGAGCAGAAGGAGAAGGAAGCCAACGAACUCACCAAACUCUGUGACGAGCUCAUCAGCAACGUGCAGCAGGAGCAAUCAGUGGCCUCUGUCACAUCACUCCCACUUCAGACAAUGUGCAUCCAAACUGCUCCAGGUAACUCUAUCUGGAAGGAGCUCAAUGCGUUGCUGGUCAGGAGAGAGGAGGAGGAGGAGAGGGAGGCUGGCUGGGCAGCCGUCACUCAUGUGAAAAGGACAGAGACUUCCACUGUGUCCCAGACUCUGUGUCCCCAAGCUGCUGCCCCCGGCCUCACCCCAACACAACACUUGACCACAGAGGAGCAGAGGCUGACCUAUGAGCUCCCUCUCUCUGUCCCGGGAUAA